AUGGACACCCAAACAGGCAGCUCGCCGUCUGCAAGCACGCCGGCCUCGGUUCAAGUCGAUUCAGAGCUUGGCCACCACGGUGAUACCCCUUCGGACAACGACGACACGCUCGAAGUAAUCACACCACCGUCCAAGGACCUCGAAGCCGCUCGGAAGCUGAACAGAAGUGGAAGCGAUGACUCGGACGAGAAGAAGGAGCUGGUAAGCUGGGAAGGGCCUGACGAUCCGAACCACCCGCACAACUGGUCUGUGGCCAGGCGGGUCUACCUCACCUUCCUGGCGUGUGUGGUAGUUCUCGCGUCGACGUUUACUUCAUCCAUCUCGUCGGGUGUCUCGGAGAGCUUGAUGGCGCACUAUGGUUUCGGCAAGGAAGUCGCUGCGCUCACGAUCUCGGUGUUUGUCGCGGGCUACAUCCUGGGGCCUUGGCUGUGGGGGCCGCUAUCGGAACGCAUUGGUCGUCGGCGGGUGUUUACGGCGUCGCUGUUCAUCUACACGUGCUGGAACGUCGGUUGCGCGCUGGCGCCCAACACGGGUGCGCUGCUGGCACUGCGAUUUCUGGCAGGCACGGCGGCGGCGGCACCUCUGAGCAACUCGGGCGGGCUCAUUGCCGACCUGUGGAAGACGCGCGUGCGCGGGAUUGCGACGGGCCUAUACGCCUGCGCGCCAUUCACUGGGCCCGCACUGGGACCGAUCGUCAGUGGGUUCAUCCAGAACUCGGGGACGAGUUUUCGGUGGGCGUUUUGGGUGUGUGCCAUCUUUUCAGGCGUCUGCUGGGCGAUGGUCGUGUUCACGCUGCCAGAGACGUUUGCGCCUGUCCUGCUCCAGAGAAAGGCGGAGAGGUUGCGGCGUGAGACGGGCUGUGGGCAGUAUCGUGCGCCGCUGGAGGAGGUUAGGCUGACGCCGUCGACACUGGUGCGCACGGUACUGCUCAAGCCGCUCAUCAUGUCGGUGCAGGAACCGAUGCUGCUGGCGUCGAUCCUGUUCAUGGCGUUUCUGUACGGUGUCGUGUACUUGCUGUUCGAAGCGCUGCCCAUCGUGUUUGGCCAAGGCUAUGGCUUUAGCGCUGGUAUUGUGGGGCUUAUGUUCAUCCCCUUUGCGGUUGGCGCGUUUGGGGGCGUGCUGUUCUACAUCGCUGUGUUGUUCCCGCGGUACUCGCGUUUGGUCGAUCGAGCGCCGGACAACCAGGUGGCGCCCGAGGAGCGUCUACCGAUGGCAAUGCUGGGCGCACCCGUGCUCACCAUUGGUUUCUUCUGGUUCGCGUGGACCAGCGAUCCCAACAUCAACUUCUGGGCCCCCAUGCUCUCCACAGCGCUCCUCGGCUUUGGCAUCUUUUUCGUCUUCCAGGGCCUGUUCAAUUUCAUCAUCGACGCUUACACGGUCAAUGCUGCCUCGGCUCUGGCUGCCGGCGUCAUCGUCCGUAGCUGCUUUGGCGCUGCAUUUCCCUUGUUCGCCAGGCAGAUGUACUCCAAGUUGGGCACCAAGUGGGGCUCGAGCUUGCUGGGCUUUGUGGCGUUGGCCAUGACACCCAUCCCGUUUCUGUUGUAUCGCUACGGACCUCGCCUCAGAGCAAUGUCACGCAGUGCCAAGUAG
Molecule: messenger RNA, 1590 nt
Organism: Sporisorium graminicola
Lineage: Eukaryota; Fungi; Basidiomycota; Ustilaginomycetes; Ustilaginales; Ustilaginaceae
Exons: 1
Coding region: 1-1590 (529 amino acids)
Biological process (GO): transmembrane transport
Molecular function (GO): transmembrane transporter activity
Source: RefSeq, a predicted model, not a curated record